AUGGGUGGCAGCAGUGCAGUUUCCAACGAGCCCACACAGGCCGCCGCAGCGCGGACGGGCAGCAGCUCGGAUCUUGAUUCCGAGGUGCAGUCGAACAAGCCGCUGUUUCUGAACUUUACAGCAGAGCUGGCGCCGUUCAGCGCGUCCAAGAAGCAGAAGAAGAAGAGCAAUGUGUACAAAGUGAGCGGAGUCAACAUUCUGAACAGCUUACAGAAUGAAACAGCGUCGACAGCAAGACAGCGCUGGAGCGGCUACAGAGACGGCGCGAGAACCACAACUUUGUUCGAGAGACGGCGGCGCGACAACAUCAACCACACGAUCACCACGCUGUCGACACUCAUUCCGUACUGCACCGAGGAAGGCGUGAAGCUGAACAAGGGCAGCAUUCUUCACAUGGCCGUCGAGUACAUCCAGGACCUGCAGGACAUCAACGCAGCACUGGUCGAAGAGAACAUCCGGUUAGGCGGCACCUGGCGACGUGAAGGUUGGGCCCGUGCGCAACGGCGGUGGCUCGCAAAAGACGCCCUCGGCGCCUGGCAGCCGGGCCACAUCGUCGGGACUGGCCGAGCCCGAUCAAUGGGUCCAACGACCGGCCCCUGGCCGCCACCCUUGCCGAGACCGCCAGCCGGAACAUGCGACGGCUCCGGCGCACCACAUGUCGGGCGCGAUCUCGCCGCCAAUCACUACAGCGGCACCGUCCGCGGUACAGUCGACCAACACAUCGCCGGCGGCCCAGGCAACGGCAGUGACAGGUGCCAACCGCACAAUCCCGCCUGUCACGCAGCUGCCGCCGCCCUCGCACAAUGUGCAGAACAGCAGCAUGCUGCCGAGCCUGGCGCCGCCAAUGACGCCCCGGCAUGCCGCUGGUGCGUCAGCCUCGAUGACAUUGCCUACAGUGCCCGAAAUGACGUCGAUUGCGCCGUCGAUUGCACCGCUGCCUCGGUUCUCGUUUCCCUGCAGGAGCAGGCAAGUUCCAGGGCAAGCCGCCUGCGCAGUCGAUGCCCAACUCGCCCAGCUUCCAGCCGCACAAGAGCCGCAUGGAGCGACAUGCAUGCCAACGGAUUCACCAACCACCCGUUCUUCAACAACAUGAGCCCAGUAGGCCACAGGAAGGAUGAUAUGCCGUCGUACCGGCACCACAGCGGCAGCACGCACCCGCAGCCGUACAUGCAGCAGCAGCAGCAGCAGCAACAGCAGAACGCGGCCGGAAUGCCCGUGCGCAAGAGCGGACUUACCCCGCCCCAGCAAUACAGGCAGCACCCGUACAGCACCCCGGCCCACGUUCCCGUUGCUCAGUCCCUGCAAAACACCCCGCUAAUGCGUCCGUACCGCGAGGGAUUUCCCAACGAGGGAUUCGAGCUGCCGCCAAUUAACUUUAGCGCAGCGGCCCCACACCACCACAACCACCACCGAGCAGCAGCAGUCCCGCAGCAGCACCAGCACCAGCAGCAGUCGCCGCCCGCUGCCGGCUCUCGGUGA
This is a messenger RNA of Linderina pennispora, 1479 nucleotides long. RefSeq lists its product as uncharacterized. Gene Ontology annotation, molecular function: DNA-binding transcription factor activity; protein dimerization activity. The record is from RefSeq and is a predicted model, not a curated record. The transcript is spliced from 5 exons. Bases 1 to 1479 code for a protein of 492 amino acids. Gene Ontology annotation, cellular component: nucleus. Lineage: Eukaryota; Fungi; Kickxellomycota; Kickxellomycetes; Kickxellales; Kickxellaceae.